Elaeis guineensis (African oil palm) is the source of this 874-nucleotide messenger RNA. RefSeq names its product eukaryotic translation initiation factor 1A. Gene Ontology annotation, biological process: translational initiation. Gene Ontology annotation, molecular function: translation initiation factor activity; RNA binding. Lineage: Eukaryota; Viridiplantae; Streptophyta; Magnoliopsida; Arecales; Arecaceae. The record is from RefSeq and is a predicted model, not a curated record.
GCAGACCCCGAGCUUCGUUAGUCCAACGCAACCAUCCAUCGGAUCCCUCCGCUCUCCAGGAAGGAAUCGUAAGAAACCUCGCGAGAGAACGAGAGCUAGGGUUAGGGUUCCGGCGAGCCGCCGCCGAACGAGAUGCCAAAGAACAAGGGGAAGGGAGGGAAGAACCGGAAGCGCGGAAAGAACGAGGCCGACGACGAGAAGCGGGAGCUGAUCUUUAAGGAGGAUGGCCAGGAGUACGCCCAGGUCCUCCGGAUGCUUGGCAACGGCCGGUGCGAGGCCAUGUGCAUCGACGGCACCAAGCGACUCUGCCACAUCCGCGGCAAGAUGCACAAGAAGGUCUGGAUCGCCGCUGGCGAUAUUGUCCUCGUCGGCCUCCGCGACUACCAGGACGACAAGGCCGACGUCAUCCUCAAAUACAUGCCGGAUGAGGCCCGGCUCUUGAAGGCCUACGGCGAGCUCCCGGAGAGCACUCGUCUCAACGAGGGCAUCGCUGGCGGGCUCGACGAGGAGGACGAGGGCGCCGGCGACGACUACAUCGAGUUUGAGGACGAGGACAUUGACAAGAUCUAAAAUAGAUGGUUCUCCUUCGAUCUUGUCCAUUUUCUCCUUCCGUCCUUCUGUUUCUGUUAUCUGAGAUCUUGUCUUGCUUUUAAUAGGUAAAAGCCUGAGGUAGUAUGGUAUCAUGGUUGUUUAAUCUUAUUAUUAUGAAGAAGAUGACGAUGGUGGUAAUGAGUUUGUGUAUGCUUGCUAUGUUGUAAUUCUUGGUUCGGUCUUACUUGUGAUAAUGGUCGCUGGAGUUCUUAGGGUUUACAGUUCAUUUACUGUCAUCUAAAGUGAAUGGAAUAAAAGCUCUUUAUUGGUAUUAAAAAUUUCA